Messenger RNA from Drosophila erecta, 1447 nucleotides. RefSeq lists its product as uncharacterized. The transcript has 3 exons. NCBI's taxonomy places the organism in Eukaryota, Metazoa, Arthropoda, Insecta, Diptera, Drosophilidae. The record is from RefSeq and is a predicted model, not a curated record. The coding region runs from base 120 to 962 and encodes 280 amino acids.
CAUGUGGAGAAUAAGCAAAAGCCGCAGCUUUUCGUGUUCCUAGAAAAAUUGAUAUAUGCCGUGUCUAGACAAUAAAUAGGCGUACUUCCCCUGGCAGAACCUCCAGACUUCACUGAGAAAUGGAGCUAAGUCGGUUCGUGUUCGUAGCACUACUCAACUUCUUACCCUUUGGAUGCAGCAAGAUGGUUGAUUUUUGCCAGCUGCCCUACUGCGGAAUAAAUAACCUAGCCUGCAGAAAUCCAUCUAAAUUCAGCGUCAUGUGUCCAUCGAAUGCCAGAACUCUUUCCAUGUCGACCUACCGAAAUGUAUUGCUAAGUGCCUUUAAUGAGUUUCGCAACUUUACGGCGAGCGGAAAGCAAAAGUAUCUCAAGGCAGCAGCGGCACGUAUGUCCCGAUUGAGUUACUCAGUGGAACUGGAGAACCUUGCCCGACUGGCGGUCAUCACGUGCUCCGCGCACAAGUUCUGCCUGAGCUCACCGGAAUUCUAUUCCGUGGGCACCAAUACAGGUUCCACCUGCUAUUGGGGUAGCUUAAACGACUACGAGGACCUGGAACUCAUGUUGCAGACUAUCCAGGAUUGGACCGGAUAUGCGGACUACAUCAACAUUAAAAUGGUCCUCUAUAUGCCGACUACUUUGGAGAAAAGGGAAGUAGCAAAAGCCCUACUCCUGAUGGCAGACCGGAACACCCAUGUGGGCUGUGCGGCCAUGAGAUUCACAGUGGACUUCGUCCACAACUUCGUCUUCCUGUGCGCCUUCAGCACCGAUCUCUUCGUGGAGCGCCCCAUUUACCUGAUGUCUAGUAAACCAGGAACUGCGUGCCAGCGGCUGGAUCCCACAUACUCAGCGCUUUGUGCUGCUGGGGAAAACUACGACAACAAUAAACCCGUGGCGCAGGCAAGGGUAUUCCAGUUACCCCUUGAUGUAUCCAUUGCUCGCCAAGCUUACGUGCCAGCCACAUAGACCAAGCUUUAAGUAAACUUUUGAAUUCGCGCAGCAGAAACUAGUUUUUGUUUCUCCAGUUUUUUUAGAGUGCCGAUGGCCAGACAAAAGUACACGCCCCUGGAUACCCAAGCGAAAUCAGCGCACAAAAACAAAUAGUUAACACCCAGACAUGGUCAUGAAGGAGGAGCACAGAGGAGCACCAGCAGCAGGAACAGACAUUUCAGCGCAGCCUCGAUAAUCACAGGACACAUUUGCAUACAAACACGCUUCCGGGCUGAUGUCCUUCGCAUGCAAAUGAAAACAUUAGCGAGACACACGCGCAUCCGCAUCCGCAUCCGCGUCCGCAUCUGCGAAAUGCAGAUACAAGGCCAGGGACAGAUUCAGAACCAGAUACAGAUACAAAUGGCAUUCGUCGCUGUCGCUGCUGCCUCUUCCCUGCUCAAAUAUAUAUUUCAAUUAAAAUUUUACACACGAAUAAAUGCAAAGCCACGCCCAGCACAUUA